AUGAGCGUUCGAGUCUUCACAUUUGCUGAGCUGGCAGAGGCUACUAAUAAUUUUGACCAUGCCAAUUACUUAGGGGAGGGCGGGUUUGGGCGAGUGUACAGAGGGAGGCUGAAGAACGGGCAGGAGGUGGCAGUGAAGCGACUCACCCGCCUGCGCGUGACAGGCAGCGGGCAGGCCAAGGGGGGCGGAGGCGGGGGCCAGGGCGAGCGCGAGUUUGUGGUGGAAGUGGAGAUGCUGAGCCGCCUGCACCACCGGAAUCUGGUCAAGCUGAUUGGAUAUUGUGCCUCCCACCACCACCAGCUGCUGUGCUAUGAGCUCGUGCCUAAUGGGAGCCUUGAAGCCUGGUUGCAUGGUUCUUUCUCCAAAGAAAUCGUGCUGGACUGGGCAACACGCAUGCGGGUGGCGUUAGGGGCAGCGAGGGGGCUGGCCUAUCUGCACGAGGACUCUCAGCCCCUCGUCAUUCACAGAGACCUCAAGUCCUCCAACAUCCUCCUGGAGAACGACUUUCUCGCUAAGGUGGCGGAUUUCGGGCUGGCGAAACCGGCACCCGAGGGACCAGAAGGAUACAUAUCGACGCGAGUCAUGGGCACGUUUGGAUAUGUGGCCCCAGAGUAUGCCAUGACAGGCCAUCUAGUAGUGGCAUCAGACGUGUACAGCUAUGGCGUGGUGCUGCUAGAGCUGCUCACAGGGAGGAAGCCUGUCGACAUGAGCCAGCCCCCGGGCGAUGAGAACUUAGUCACGUGGGCGCGACCUCGUUUAGGCAACCCUGGACGGCUUGAUGAGCUGCUGGAUCCAAGAAUCGCCUCCCAGGUAUCACUGAGUGAUUUGGAGCAAGCAGCAGCAGUGGCUCAGGCGUGUGUAGCGGCUGAACCGACAGACCGACCCCCCAUGGGGGAGGUGGUGCAAUUACUGAAGAGACUAGAGGCUCUGCACGACCAGGAGCAUUCAACCCUAACCACUGACCACUCCCCCUACGGAUCCCUGCUGCUCUCGAACCAGCCCCUUCCAUAUGACACGUACAACCCUCCCGACUGUAGCAGUAACCUUUUUGAGACAUCUCGAAUCUCGAAUCAGCCACUUCCAUACGACACGUAUGACCCUCCCGACUGUAGCAACGACCUUGCUGAGGAUUUGUUAACAGCUGAUACGGGCAGUGAGGAUGGUAACGAGGGAGGCAAUAAAGAGGAUGAGAGAAGUUAA
Messenger RNA from Closterium sp. Yama58-4, 1200 nucleotides. NCBI's taxonomy places the organism in Eukaryota, Viridiplantae, Streptophyta, Zygnematophyceae, Desmidiales, Closteriaceae. The record is from the annotation of a GenBank genome assembly.